CAUUGAGGUAAAGAUUGUGAAACGCCCCUUUCACAUAGAUUGCAGCUACAUUUCAUCUAAAUUCUGAUUUGUGAGAAUAGAGUUGGUUAUAGUGCGCACCAGUGAGUGUCGAGACUUUGAACUGAGCGGGUUGCUGGUCAGUGUCUUCAACUGGGAGGACCUCUUAGGUGAUCCAUGCUGCAGGACACGCCAGGUUCUAAUUGAUGAGUCGCGGUGAGGAGUUUGUCCACCAGCGCUUGAUAACCUAAACACUGAGUCACCUAUUUACUGAAUUACUUCCUGGUGGUGUACCGGUCAGGAAUCUGAACAGACAACGCUAUCUAUACGAUGACUUCCCAACUGGAGAGCGCCAUGGAAGGCCUGAUCAAAGUGUUCCACUCCUACUCGUCCAAGGAGGGAGACAAAUACAAACUGAGCAAAGCUGAGAUGAAGAGCCUUCUCCAGGGGGAACUCUCUGAGUUUUUGGCUGGAAGUAGCGAUCCGCUGGUGGUGGAGAAGAUCAUGCGGGACCUGGAUGAGAACCAGGACGGGGAGGUGGACUUCCAGGAGUUUGUGGUUCUAGUAGCGGCGCUGACCGUAGCCUGCAAUGAGUUCUUCAUACAGAGCCAACUGAAGUAAUCCCCCCACCCCCCCCACCCAAUGCUCCUCCACGGAAUCUGCAAUCCAGAUCGAUUUUGGUAAUUUAUGAAACAAAACAUUUCUGCCAAAAUCGAUAGUCUGUCCCCUCAGUAUUGGGGUGUUGUAACUGGCAUAAGAUCACUUUAAUUUUGUUGUACCACUGUUUUGGAGGGGUUAGCUGACUACCUAAGCUCUUUUUGUUCAUCUUUGUCAAUAAAGAUGUCCUCUUCUGCACACAAAUAAAUAAACUAUAUUCUACAAUUAAUAA
Messenger RNA from Gadus macrocephalus (Pacific cod), 886 nucleotides. It is a transcript of the gene s100a1, whose product is annotated as S100 calcium binding protein A1. The record is from RefSeq and is a predicted model, not a curated record. Bases 328 to 618 code for a protein of 96 amino acids. NCBI's taxonomy places the organism in Eukaryota, Metazoa, Chordata, Actinopteri, Gadiformes, Gadidae. The transcript is spliced from 4 exons. Gene Ontology annotation, molecular function: calcium ion binding.